AUGAGUUCUUCAGAAGCUUUUGCUGAUAUUAAGUCUCCAGUGAGUAUUGAAUUCAAUAGGAAAGUAAUUUUGAGGAUACAGGAUAUUACUUCACUCGUUUACGGUUGUGGUGCAGGCAUUCUUCAAUUAGAAAGUCUUCAAGGGUUUGGACUAUUUGCCAUUUCAUAUAUUUCUGUUGCAUUCGUUUUCUUCGCAUGGUUUUGCCACUUUCAACCAGGAAAGUAUUUCCAGAGCCCAGUUCAGGAAGUAUUGAUAGAUUCGCUUUUCAGAGAGUUAGCUGGGUUUGUGAUGGCGUGGACGUUUGUUUAUGCACUACUAGGAUGA
Lachancea fermentati is the source of this 324-nucleotide messenger RNA. NCBI's taxonomy places the organism in Eukaryota, Fungi, Ascomycota, Saccharomycetes, Saccharomycetales, Saccharomycetaceae. The record is from the annotation of a GenBank genome assembly.